CGCGUGCUACUAUUGGACGUUAGAGAGUGUUUAGUAGCCAUCUUCCCGUUUGGCUUGCUGUUAACAGGCGUUCGUUUGUUUCACACCAUAUGUAAUUACUGAUUAAGAUUUCAAGGGGUCUCUUAAAACUGAAAAAUUGAAAUGGCCCUCGGUAAUUUUUUUUAAAAAGACAGUCAGUAUUAAAAAGCUUAGGAUGAAGAAAAAAGCGUACAUUUCCAUGUUGGAGAAAGCUGUUGUAGAACGUAUGCUAUUCCGCAUCUAAGCGGAUCGUCCCUGAUGCUUUUGACUGAAGUGACAAGCAACAUUAGAUAGAAGCCUCAGAUGUAGAUUUGCUAUUCGUGUGCUUUUUCUCUCUCUACCUGUGAAAAAUGACCACUGCUAACAAGACUCCCCCUGGUGCAGAUCCAAAACAGCUGGAAAGGACAGGAACUGUUCGAGAAAUAGGUUCACAGGCUGUUUGGUCUCUUUCAUCUUGUAAACCGGGCUUUGGGGUGGAUCAGUUACGAGAUGAUAACCUAGAAACAUACUGGCAAUCUGAUGGAUCACAGCCUCAUUUGGUCAACAUCCAAUUCAGAAGAAAAACUACUGUGAAGACAUUAUGCAUUUAUGCAGACUAUAAAUCUGAUGAAAGUUACACUCCAAGCAAAAUCUCUGUGAGAGUAGGGAACAAUUUUCACAAUCUUCAGGAAAUUCGGCAACUUGAAUUAGUGGAGCCAAGUGGUUGGAUUCAUGUUCCAUUAACUGACACUCAUAAGAAACCUAUUCGCACAUUUAUGAUUCAGAUUGCAGUUUUAGCCAAUCAUCAGAAUGGAAGAGAUACACAUAUGCGACAAAUUAAGGUUUAUACACCAGUUGAAGAAAGUUCUAUUGGUAAAUUUCCUAGAUGUACAACAAUUGAUUUCAUGAUGUAUCGCUCAAUCAGAUUACUAAGUUCUAGUCCUGCUUUCCAGAGAUAUUUCCUUACCUAAACAGAGAAACAGAAUGACCAUAGGUGGGCAAAAAAGCUGUGGGAGAGGAAGCAACUUCUGACUUCCUGCUGCCUUCUCCAUUGAGUUUUCUUGUGGGAAGCUGGCAGGAAGCAUUGGAAACCUCCCUCCCUCCCUCCCUCCCUCCCUCCCUCCCUCCCUCUCCUUCUGCUCCUUCUCCCUUGUUCCCUGCUAUCAUCCUUUCUAAGGUAUUUCUUUAUUAGUUCCUCAAUGCCUUCAACAAUGACAGAACUUCUAAAGGUAUUGCCUUCACUGGAAAAAUAGGGAUACAUUCAGAUAUGUAUCUGCCUUGAAAAUAGCCAGUGUUGAAGUAUAUAGCACAUUCGAACAUCAGCACAGGUAAUAUUUUAUGACAUUUUGUAUUAUAUCAUAAACUGUUUUGUGAUUCUUUUUAUGUCAUGUUUUAUAAAAUUUGCCAAAUUUCAAUUUCAUAAGAAUCAUGGAUCCCAGAUUUGGAUGCUUUCUAUAAGUUAACCCAUUUGGGUGGUUGUUGUUAGUUGCGAAGUCAUGUCCAACCCAUUGCGACCACAUGGACAACGUUCCUCCAGGCCUUCCUGUCCUCUACCAUCCUCUGGAGUCCAUUUAAGUUCACGCUGACUGAUUCAGUGACUCCAUCCAUCCAUCCACCUCAUUCUCUUAUCGUCCCCUUCUUUUGCCCUCAAUCUUUCCCAGCAUGAGGCUCUUCUCCAGUGAGUCCUUCCUUCUCAUUAGGUGGCCAAAAUAUUUGAGAUCUUCAGGAUCUGGCCUUCUAAAGAGUAGUCAAGGUUGAUCUCUUCUACAACUGACCCGUUUGAUCGCCUUGCAGUCCAAGGGACUCACAGGAGUUUUCUCCAGCACCAUAAUUCAAAGGCCUCAAUUCUUUGGCGCUCAGCCUUUCUUAUGGUCCAACUUUCAUAGCCAUACAUUGCAACUGGGAAAACCAUAGCCUUGACUAUAUGCACUUUUGUUGGCAGGGUGAUGUCUCUGCUUUUUAGUCUGCUGUCUAGAUUUGCUAUAGCUUUCAUCCCCAGGAGCAAGCAUCUUUUAAUUUGUUGGCUGCAGUCCUCAUCUGCGGUGAACUUGGAGCCCAGGAAAAUAAAAUCUGUCACUACCUCCAUUUCUUCCCCAUCUAUUUGCCAGGAAUUGAGAGGGCCGGAUGCCAUGAUUUUAGUUUUCUUAAUGUUGAGUUUCAAGCCAACUUUUGCACUCUCCUUCUUCACAUGCAUCAAGAGGCUCUUUAGUUCCUCUUCGCUUUCUGCCAUCAGAGUGAUAUUAUCUGCAUAUCUGAGAUUGUUGAUAUUUUUUCCGGCAAUCUUAACUCCCAACUUUUGAUUCAUCUAGCCCCGCCUUUUUCGUGAUGUCCUCUGCAUAUAAGUUAAAUAGGCAGGGUGACAGUAUACAGCCUUGCCGGACACCUUUCCCAAUUUUGAACCAAUCAGUGGUUCUGUGUCCAGUUCUCACUGUUGCUUCUUGACCUGCAUAUAGGUUUCUCAAGAGACAAAUAAGAUGGUCUUGUACUCCCAUCUCUUUAAGAACUUGCCAUAAUUUGUUGUGGUCCACACAAUCAAAGGCUUUAGCAUAGUCAAUGAAGCAGAAGUAGAUGUUUUUCUGGAACUCCCUAGCUUUCUCCAUGAUCCAGUGUAUGUUGGCAAUUUGAUCUCUAGUUCCUCUGCCUCUUCAAAAUCCUUCCUGUACUUCUGGUAGUUCUCGAUACACAUAUUGCUGGAGCCUAGCUUGUAGGAUUUUAAGCAUAACCUUACUAGCAUGUGAAAUGAGUGCAAUGGUGCGAUAGUUUGAACAUUCUUUGGCAUUGUCUUUCUUUGGAAUUGGAAUGUAAACUGUCCUUUUCCAAUCCUGUGGCCACUGUUGAGUUUUCCAAAUUUGCUGGCAAAUUCAGUGUAGCACUUUUACUGCAUCUUCUUUUAAGAUUUUGAAUAGCUCAGCUGGAAUACUGUCUCCUCCACUAGUUUUGUUGUUGCUCAGAUUUCCUAAGGCCCAUUUGACUUCACAUUCUAGGAUGUCUGGCUCAAGGUCAGUGACCACCCCAUCAUGGUUAUUAGGGAUGUUUAGCUCAUUUUUGUAUAGUUCUUCUGUGUAAUUGUGUCACCUCUUCUUAGUUCUUCUGCCUCCGUUAGGUCCCUGCCAUUUUGGUCCUUUAUCAUGCCCAUCUUUCCCUCGAUAUCUCCAAUUUUCUUGAAGAGAUCUCUGGUCCUCUUAUUCUAUUGUUUUCUUCUAUUUCUUUGCACUGUUCAUUUAAGUGCAAAGUUCAUUUAAAAAUGCAUUCUUAUCUCUUCUAGCUAUUCUCUGAAAUUCUGCAUUCAACUGGGUGUAUCUUUCUCUUUCUCCCUUGCCUUUCUCUUCCCUUCUUUCAUCAGCUGUUUGCUAUUUGCAAAACUUCCUCAGACAACCAUUUUGCUUUCUUGCCUUUCUUUUUCUUUGGAAUGGUUUUAGUUGCUACCUCUUGUAUAAUGUUGUGAACCUCCGUCCAUAGUUCUUCAGGCACUCUGUCUGUCGUAUCUAAUUCCUUAAAUCUAUUUGUCACCUCUACUGUACAUACCCAUUGAGGUACCUUGCUUCAAAACGUUUUUCCCUAUGGUGUACUGUUGAAGGUUAAGGAAUUGGUUUUAGUAGUAUAUAGGUAAAUAAACAUCAAACCAGAAGUGAUACAAAAAAUUUCCUGGUGCAGAAAUCAUUUGAGGGUAAUAUAAAGAUUGCUAUGUAAGUAACCUAGAUGCUUUAUAAAUGUUCAUUUGACACAGACAUUUCUGUCUUUCAGUGCUGAGCUUAAAUCAUUUUAAUAGUCUUGUACUUUAGCAAGUAAUAACAUGGUUUUGUUAUUAUUACAUUGUUUGCCUGCUUUGCACGUGGUGGUUCUCCUAUAUUGAUAUGUGUAUGCUUAUUUGAUUUUAAUUUAUGUAGAUUUCUGCUUGACUAUUAUUUUUGGAUUGCAAUUUAUUUCAAAUCUUUGUAGUGGAAAGUUUACAGAAAGAAAUACUUAUACUAGCAUGGUAUAUAGAAUACCAUAGAUUCUUUGAAUGGAAUUGGGUUCUGUUCCUAUGCCUAAUUACACAUUGUAAUUGCAGAUAACUUGACUUUUGUGGAAAAUUCAUGUAUUUUCAUACAUUAUAAAUGAAGUAAAGAGAACUAUGCAAUAAAAAACAACCUCAGAAUAGAGUGGCAUUCUACUGAACCAAAUCUCAUCAGUUUCAAUGGAAUUAAUUCUUCCAAGAACUUGGAAUUUAAGAUUUCAGAAAAUUAUCAAUUAUAUUCUUAAUUGUUAAUUGUCAAUUACAUAUUACCAGAAAUGUGUUACCUGUGUUUUUGGUUUUUUAAAAGAUGAUCUAAUUACUGUAUGUCCACAAGACAUAAACCUUGUCAACUGCCCUAGUAGGAACCCGUCUGUCCUUAUUUUCACUUCUCCGGUCACAGCAGAAUAAACACUUGGAAUUGAUUUCCCCCCUGCUUGGUGGAGUAUGAGAAAAGCAGAGAGCAGGUUCCCUGCAACUGAUAUUUCUUUGGUCUUUGGCUAGUCUUCCCACUUUGGGGAUUGAUGGAGCAAAGCAACUGAUGUUGCCAGGAUUUUGUAAACACAAUUAAGCAAAUUUGUUUUAAUUUUUUUUCUUUUGGUGAAGUCUCAGAACUAAGUUCUAUAUUUUUUAUGUAUCUCCCCUCUCCCUCCACCCAAUUCCCUGCAUUGCCAGAAUGUAGUUGAAGAAUCUUUUUACUGUAGCCGUACAUGAAAGCAAAUACAUUUCUAUAUUAUGACAAAUUUAUGUCCACUAUAAGCUUUCAUUGGUUGGUAUAGUUGGCAUGUGCCUACUGACAAUGUGCCAAAAGGAAAACUUAAAGGAAAACUUACACAACUCAGAAUUAGCAUUAAGCACUAUCUGUAUAUCCCUGGACAUCGGUACUGCCACUUGUUAAGAGCACUGGAUAUAACACAAAUCAGUACAAGUACCAAAUAUGACCACAUAUCCCCUUAUGACUAUGUGAACUCAGAUGUAAGAGAUAUGAUUAAAGAGCGGCCCUAAAAGAAACACUUAAGAGAUGAAAUAAGUUUUUGAUAGUUAGGAAGCUAUGGAUCUAGACUGAUGAAAUAAUCAAAAUUAUACCUCUUAAUAAUAGGAUAUUUGUGUCAGAAUCUGAUUGUUGGACAUCUGUUAUUUCUAGUGCUUUUAUCAAUGGGGCUAUCCUGUUUGAAUUAGAGAAUGAUUUUAUAGUAUGCAAGGAUUUCAUAAUCAUCUUCCUGAAACAGUUACAAUGCUGUAAAGAAAUAUAAUGCUUUUGUUGUGCUAAGUGGAAAAGUACAUGUGUAAUGUUAUUUUCUUAUAUCCACCACCUGGUAUUCGAAGAAUACAAAUAACAAUAAUGAAAAUCCAAAUUUUGGAAAAGAUAAGUUGGAUUUUUCUAAAAAGUAGAUGCAUCCAAAUGAUGAUAGACACCUACAUGGUCAUUAAAAUGUUAAACUGUUUCUAUUAAUCCUUGAAUUGGCAUUGAAUGAUACCCAUGUGAUAAACACUACUACCCAUUUUUAAAUAAAAUCUUUGCAAGUUAAACUGGACAUAGUACAAAGUUAAGCAUACUUACAAUUUUUCGAUGUUGCCAGGAAAGAUUUAAAAAACAUGAAUAAGUCCUUUAAAUAAGUGGGGGUUAAAUGUGUCAGCCUUCAAUUAAAUCAACUUAGUUCAUGCUUCACAGAAAAUGCGGCAAAGGCAAUUUCUUUGCAUUACUUUUGGAUGCUGAGGUAGAUGCUCUCUCGGUGGUUUUGCAUCUCAUCUGCUACUGAAGUUCGCAGAUGACACAACAGUGAUUGGUCUCAUUCGAGACAAUGACGAAUCCGCAUAUAGACGAGAGGUCGAACGACUAGCCUUGUGGUGCAACCAAAACAAUCUGGAACUGAACACACUCAAAACCGUAGAAAUGUUGGUAGACUUUAGGAGAAACCCUUCCAUACUUCCACCUCUCACAAUACUAGACAACACAGUAUCAACAGUAGAAACCUUCAAAUUUCUAGGUUCUAUCAUAUCGCAAGAUCUAAAAUGGACAGCUAACAUCAAAAACAUCAUUAAAAAAGGACAACAAAGAAUGUUCUUUCUGCGCCAACUCAGUAAGCUCAAACUGCCCAAGGAGCUGCUGAUUCAGUUCUACAGAGGAAUUAUUGAGUCUGUCAUUUGCACCUCUAUAACUGUCUGGUUCGGUUCUGCAACCCAACAAGAAAAACACAGACUUCAGAGGAUAAUUAGAACUGCAGAAAAAAUAAUUGCUACCAACCUGCCUUCCAUUGAGGACCUGUAUACUGCACGAAUCAAGAAGAGGGCCGUGAAAAUAUUUACAGACCCCUCGCAUCCUGGACAUAAACUGUUUCAACUCCUACCCUCAAAACGACGCUAUAGAGCACUGCACACCAGAACAACUAGACACAAGAAUAGUUUUUUCCCGAAGGCCAUCACUCUGCUAAACAAAUAAUUCCAUCAACACUAUCAAACUAUUUACUGAAUCUGCACUACUAUUAAUCUUCUCAUAGUUCCCAUCGCCAGUCUCUUUCCAUUUAUGACUGUAUGACUAUAACUUGUUGCUGGCAAUCCUUAUGAUUUAUAUUGAUAUAUUGACCAUCAAUUGUGUUGUAAAUGUUGUAUCUUGAUGAACGUAUCUUUUCUUUUAUGUACACUGAGAGCAUAUGCACCAAGACAAAUUCCUUGUGUGUCCAAUCACACUUGGCCAAUAAAAUUCUAUUCUAUUCUAUUCUAUCAUCCUGAAUUCCUCUUCCAGCCAGAUGGCACAGCUCAAUUGCACUUUAUCGCUAUUUCCUAUCCUCUAUAAUUUAUUUCUGCCCCCAAACAACUGCUAUUCAAGGUUUUAAUUUCCCCCUUUUUCCACGGUGUCAAGCAGUAACAAUGAAGAGGGUGGGGUUGUAUGCUAGCUGCUUUUUUUAGUGGCCCAGUUCUUGUUGGGACAAGGAGUAGAAGAUAGUAUAGAAAUACUUGCCUAUGCUGGGAGACAAAAACCCUGCCUGAUCUUUUAAAUAAUUUUUAACAUCUCUUGCCUCUUUUAAAAUUUAAAUUUUAUGCACUGUUUUUAUGCUCUGCAUGCCACUCAGAAUUCCUCUGCAAGAAAGAUGAAAAAUUCCUAAAUACAAUAAAUAAAAUAAAAUAAAUAAAAUAAAUUAUUCUGAAAUUAUGAAUUUGUCAGAAGAAAGCUAAGAAAUUUGGGAAAGUCCCAGAGAACAGAAUUAAUCUAUAGGCUACUGUAGGUUGACCUGAAAGAGCAAACUAGGAUGACAUAACAAUCUGGUCAUAUGACUGAAUUUAACUGAAGUACAUAGUCUUAAAGUGUCACUGAUAAACAGCAUUGAUUGAUGAGCAAUGGACUAAACCUUGAUUAAACACAGGGGUAUUACAGUAAAACUUCAAUUUAAUGGGUUAUUUGGAGGUAAGAUAUCACCAAUAAAUCUGAAUUUAUGUCAAUCUGUAUAAUUCAUACCAAUUUAGGUCAUUUCUAUAACUAUAUAGUUUAUGCAAAUUUUUACAUUUAUUGUAAAAAUUUAACAGACUCACCUUUGAUUUUAUGACGAUAAAUCUGUUAAAGAGGAGUUAAGUUUGAAUGGAGCAUUUGACUGCUAUAUCCAAAGUCUAUUAAACUGAGGUCUCUUCAACAGAGUAUUGUACCUUAGAAUAGCCAUACAUUGUAUUAUGCCCUAAACUGCAUAAUUCUGUUGCUUCUUAAUAGGUCAGUCUCAAUAUUAGCAUCAGUAGGGAGGAAAAGCAGAUGCACAUGCAUGCAUAUUUUAAAUGUUUUGUUUUUUCCUGACUGCUGGAAAAUGUCUUGAACUCUGCUUUUUCAAAAGUACUUUGGAUAGCAAGGAAGCACACAAUUGUUACUCUUCUUGCAGAUGUUCAUUAGUAUUGUGAUUUUCUGAUAGGGUGAGCCAAGCUAUAUAUUGCUAGUAUGUUAAUGUGCUAGGCAUGUCCGCCAGUAUCAAGGAAUCUACCUUUUAAAUAUUUUACUGCUUAAAAAACUACAAAGUGAAAAAAUAAAACAUUUGUUUUGAAUGAGUGAAUAAAGUGAUAGAAUUACGUUGACUAUUCUUUCCUUUGAGAUUCCCUUUCCAGAUAAGAAUUAAUUCAAAUAUAGAGAUGUUUCUCUGAACCAUUCUUUGAUACCUAACACAUUAGUGGUUUCCAGGAGCACUGGACUUCUUUUCAGCUAAGGUCAAGCAAAUUAUAUGUAGACCAAUUGCAGUUUUUUGAAUAUAAUUUACAUUUUUGUUUCUUUCUAAGAUGCCAGUUCACUGUAGAAUAGGAAUCUCCAUUUUUAAAUACAUUGUCCCUAUUUGUUUCACUAAGGGAACUUCUUCCUAGAAAGGAAAAAAUGUGCCAUCCAGAUGUUGAACUACAUUUCUAACUAGACUAACCACAAUGACUAAUAGGAAUUAUGGGAUUUAUAGUCCAGAAAUAUCUGAAAGAUUACCUAUUUGAUUCCUUCUAUCCUAGAUAAUAAAAUAACUGCUAGAAAAAAUGCUUAUCUUGCUUAAAAUGUAAUUGCUAUAAAAGAAGAUAUACUCUAAUGUAAAUAUUAUAUUAUGAAAGUAUAUUUCAUAAAGGCUUAAACUUGUCCCUAAAGAAUACCUUACACAACUAACUUUGACAUUAAAGAUCAAUAUCUCAUACUAGUAGCAGGCCACCCAAGAGGAAUACCCGCUUGAAGUUUCUAACAGUCUACCUUUGAAAAUGAAAAAUCUAUCUUGAGUUUCAGAAUAAAUACAUAUAAUAAUUACAUCAUUCCUAAGCUCACACCCAUCAUAAGGAUAGAAGAUUGAUGUUGCAAAAAAUAUAGGGUAAAUGUCUGUUGGUAAACAUUCAACACUUUCAUUAGCUUUCCUUGAGUUGUGACUAAUAUUUUCUAUUUAACAACUAAAAUGUGACUAAUUAAAGUUGUACUCCUAAAUAUACUCUUUUUUAUACAGCGCUUUAAAUUUUUUUGGCAAGGAAAAUAAAAAUAAAAUCUGGUGUUCACACCUUCAAAGAAGGUAUUAAAGGCUUCAAAUCCAAAUAUUACCUGAAGAUUAAUCAGAUGGUAUUGUGAAACUGCAGGAAUUGAACUCAGCAAGACCUGAAAACCAUGUGAAAGUUCCUAAUUUCCUUUGCACUUGAAUAGCAUCAUAUACCGUCAUAUAAAUGAGGUUUUUGCCAUGUGUGCUAUCUGGAAGCACUUCAAAUCAUGGGUUUUAUUGACAUAGACAUGUUUUCUUUCCCUAAGUCUAAUUGCCUUUGCCACAGGUUUAUACCAUGUUGCUUCUUGCUUCCAAUUAUGCUACUUUUUUGUUAAAAUAUUAUUUACAUUCUUUAUACUCAUGUAAAGUCACAUGCUAUUAAUUAAUGUCAGUGGAAAUUAGCUCUUUUUAACUGUAUUUUACAUGUAUUUACCAAGUCAAUUUGAAGGUAAUGAUGUUUUCAAAUUGUAUUGCAUUGCAUUGUACAUUUUAUUAUUAAAAUAUUUAUAUAAAUACUA
Messenger RNA from Ahaetulla prasina, 9473 nucleotides. It is a transcript of the gene ANAPC10, whose product is annotated as anaphase promoting complex subunit 10. Gene Ontology annotation, biological process: anaphase-promoting complex-dependent catabolic process; protein K11-linked ubiquitination. The coding region runs from base 369 to 968 and encodes 199 amino acids. Gene Ontology annotation, cellular component: anaphase-promoting complex. The transcript is spliced from 6 exons. The record is from RefSeq and is a predicted model, not a curated record. NCBI's taxonomy places the organism in Eukaryota, Metazoa, Chordata, Lepidosauria, Squamata, Colubridae.